Messenger RNA from Osmerus eperlanus (European smelt), 1185 nucleotides. RefSeq names its product protein sidekick-1-like. The transcript has 5 exons. The record is from RefSeq and is a predicted model, not a curated record. NCBI's taxonomy places the organism in Eukaryota, Metazoa, Chordata, Actinopteri, Osmeriformes, Osmeridae. Bases 1 to 780 code for a protein of 259 amino acids.
AUGAUGUCCUUCAGGUUCUCCUGCAGGAUGGUGUCUUUGACGGCGUGGAACACGAAGCGGAUGUUCUCUGUGUCGAUCGCCGUGGUGAAAUGGUGGAAGAGUGGUUUCCCCGGUUACGACGCUUACGCCCUGGCGGAGCGGCCCUUCUAUGAGCAGUGGUGGUUCCUGCUGGUGCUGGCCCUGGGGGGCCUCAUCCUGGUGCUGCUGCUGGUCUGCACCCUGCUGCUGCACGGACACAGCCACAAGUACAGCUCCUGCUCAACCAACGCAGGAAAGCACAUCCAGACGGCUGAGGAGUCGGUAACCCUUGACAACGGAGGCUUCACCUCCCUGGAACUGAACAGCCGCAGUCUGAACACCAAGAACUCCUUCCUGAAGAAGAACGGAACCAGGUCCCCCCCCAGACCCAGCCCUGGAGGGCUCCACUACUCAGAUGAAGACGUCACCUAUAACGGAGCCGUGCUCACAGAGAGCACCAUGCUGACGGAGAAGGCUGCUGAGCUGUCUGGCUCUGAGCUCUCAGACAGUGACUACGAGGACGAGCCUCCUAAACACUCGUUUGUGAACCACUACAUGAGCGACCCCACCUACUUCAACUCGUGGAAGCGUGCCCGGGGUCCGCAGGGGCCCCAGCUGGAGCAGGACUACCCCACCGUGGUCACCCAGCACCCCAGCGGGGGGGCCUACACCCCGGGGGGCCAGCCCGCACACACACACCCCGUCAACAACCCCCCGCCCGGGUCACGCACUCCCGUCACAGGGUUCUCCUCUUUCGUCUGACACACACACACACACGCUCGUAUGCAGACACGUGUCGUCAACACCCACCCUUUGGAAGUUAACACACACACACACACUCAUCUGCACACACACACACCAGCAUGGAGGAUAGAGGGCAGAAGGACCUACUGUGACGAGACAUUAUGCUGAACGAGGACGAGGAGAAAGGGAGUCAAAGAAGACAAGAAAACAUGAACAUUUAAAUGAACUUAUGACCCCACUCACUCUACCUUUUCUCUCUACACAAUCACUUUUUUUCUCGCUGUGCCAACUAGUGUGUACCUCCUAAAACAAUUGUGAUGUCACUGUGCUCACACACACACAGACUGAUCUGACCAGCUUUAAAACAAUUGUAGAGAACACACUGAAGAAGGAAAAUGAUCAACAAUCAUCACAGGUUGGGCU